Molecule: messenger RNA, 1793 nt
Organism: Marchantia polymorpha subsp. ruderalis
Lineage: Eukaryota; Viridiplantae; Streptophyta; Marchantiopsida; Marchantiales; Marchantiaceae
Source: the annotation of a GenBank genome assembly
GGUGCACAGAGCAGGGUUUAGUUGGAUUCUGAAGCAGGGCGGAGAGGACGAGUCAGUCCCGGGAAUGAGCAAUUUUUUGGGCGUCGCGUCGUGUUGGAAAAUCCUGAGUUGUUCGUGUUUCGAACGCGCUGGCGAUUGUGGCUUGCAGGAGGUGUAACGAGGAGUAGAGGAGAGAGGCGGUGGGAAUUUGGGAGCGACGCGGUUAAAAGAUGAACAAUUAUGGACCGAAAUUGAGUAAUAACGAGAAGGAGUUUAUUCUUGCCGCGCUGCGUGCCGAGCAGCGAAUAGAUGGUCGUCGUCCUUUCGAUUCUCGUCGUUUGAGCAUCACUUUUUCAAAACAGGAUGGCGCCGUCGAAGUUCAGCAGGGCCAAACAAGAGUCAUGGCUGUAGUUACAGGAACAUUAGGUCCACCCUUUCCAGACCGCCCGACUGAGGGUUCGCUUGUCAUAUUUACGGAAUUCUCGCCUAUGGCAGACCCAUCGUUUGAACUAGGUCGCCCUGGAGAACUUUCGGUAGAAUUAGGACGAAUCAUCGACCGUGGGCUGAGAGAGAGUAGGGCGGUGGAUACCGAGUCUUUGUGUGUUUUGGCCGGUCGAGCAGCAUGGCAAAUUCGACUGGAUAUCCAUAUUUUGGACAAUGGAGGAAAUCUGGUGGAUGUAGCAAACAUUGCAGCACUGGCAGCUCUUUCUUCUUAUCGUAGGCCCGAUUGUAGCAUUGGAGGACACGACGGACAAGAAGUUAUUGUACAUCCUCCAGAGGUCCGAGAGCCCGUUUCUCUUAUCCUUCACCAUUUACCGAUCGCAGUCACGUUUGCCUUCUUCGCCGACGGGGAACUUGAGGCACUUGACCCAAGCGUGAAGGAAGAGGCUGUAAUGGGAGGCAGAUUGACUGUGACGGUGAACUCACAGGGUGAUGUCUGCGCCAUACAAAAGGGUGGUGGGGUUGGUGUUCGUAGCUCUGAAAUAAUCCGCUGUAUUCGAAUCGCCUUGUCAAAAGCAGUUGAAGUGACCAACCAACUGAAAAAAGCGGUCGAUGCGAAUGCAUUGGAACGAGCUAGAAGGAAGGUAAAGCGACACCCUGAUCAUAAGAAUGCCGAUUUUAGCAAAAACAGAACGGACGUCGUUUCUCGGGAUGUAGAAAUGAACGAAGUCGGUGUAGCUUCUGCGAACCAAGAUGAGAGAAGAGAGGCAGUGAUGGAAAUCUUGAGAACAGAAGACAUGGACGAGUCUACUAGUAGUGAAGAGGAGGACGAUGAUAUCCCAGACAAUUUAGGUGGCAAGAAGCAAGAGGCGGAGAUCGAAGCUAAAACACAAGUCGUAGCCGGCAAGGUCAGGGGCGUGAAAUCGGAGGGUAUUGGAAAGGACGCACCUUUCCAGGGUGGUCCUUCUUUGUGGGACGAUGGUGUUGUCAAUGGCUCGGGAACAGGUCACAAACAUCUUGAUGCGGAUGCAAUGAACGAGUUUGACCAAGUUUCGGAGGCAAUACAAAAGACAACCAUGAAAAAAGAGGCCUCUCCCGAUGGCGGUCCUAGCUCAUUAGCCAAUAUGGCCGCCGCUAGCGUUUACGCGCAGAUGUCCACAGUUCAACCUGUGAAAGAUGAACGUCCCCUAGGGCCUGUAUUUGCACAAGGUGACCUUAAACCGGUUCCCACCAGCUUACUGGACGCAGUAAAGAAGCAGAAGAAGAGGAAAAAAUAGCUAAUGUGAUGGUGAGAUUAGGCAAUGGUUUUAUUCCUUGAUGAGAAAUUGUAAGCGCAAGCAUUUUUUUGUACACGUAACAGCAUUUGUGUCUUG